UGCUCGUGACGUAACACUGCCGUAACUUAACAACAAACUUGGCUCGCGCGUCUGUUUGGUUUUAAUCACGCGAUCGUGACUUUGUGGUAACGAAACGAUCAUUUUGCUGCGAUUAAGUAUUUACUACUUGACUAGUAGAAACAUUCCUAGUACGCCUAUGUGAUUGUGACGUUGGUUGUAACGAUUAACGCAAGUGUGUGUGGUGUUUUAUUUCUGUGUUGUCAUGGGGAUCCGUCAAUUUAGACAUCGUGAUGACAAUAUCACUUUCUACUACGUGGAUGAAACGAAUCCGGUCAUGUUGUGAUUUUUGUGUCCCAUUGCGUUUAUAGUGUCAAUCCAUUAUUUGUCCUAAGACGUCAACACGCAAGUUAACACAAACACGGAAGACCUUUGAGCUCAGUGAACCUUUGCAAGUGCAUACAUUAUCUUGUUAUUUAACCAAAUUCAGUCCCAUAGCUUGUGUUCAGAUAACCGGCCAUUGACUCUUAAUAUUUUCCACCAAGUUAGUGUGGUUUAUAGAUGUAGAUUUUCUACGUGACUGGCUGGUUUUCUCUCCCCGGCACCUGUUGUGUUGCCUCCCACUCUGGCCACAAAUUUAGGCACAGCUAAUGAAACCCACUUCAGGAGAUGGUAUGGCCUCACAAGUCUUGGUUUACCCACCACACAUUUAUCAAACCCAGACAAGUGCCUUUAGCAGUGUGAAGAAACUCAAAGUUGAGCCCAGCAGCUGUGUGUACCAUGAGAGAGCACAUCCGCGGACUUAUCUGAACAGGCGAAACCUUGGUAUUGUGCACCCGACGAAGGCCUGCUCCUUCUUGAGCCAAGACUUGGCAGGGGACGCGAAAGUGUUUGGAGGACAAGUGUACCCUGUGAAGACGGUGAUAGUGCGGGGCGUCCAGAGACAACAGCCUGGGAAAAGAGCUAGCCAAUUGGGCCCGGCUGCGGUCGAGCAGCGGCAGAGCGCAGCGGUUGUCCACAAGCAGAACCAGAAUCAUCGUCGUCGUCAUCAGCAGCAGCAGAAGACAGUCACAGCAAGUGGGGGCAGCAGUGGAGCAACCAGGGCAGGAGGAGGGGGAAGGGGAGAGGGCUACAGUGGAGGAGGUGAGGUUGGUGGAGAGGAGGAGGACGGGAAAGCGGAGGGGGAGGGAGACACAGAAUCAGACUGUGUAGGUUUGAACUCGGCUGACAGCUCUCAGCGAUGUGGACUGAAACGUAAAAGUGAGGAGCUGGAUAAUCGAGGGAGCACCAUGCAGAUUGUGGAGGAACUGUCAAUGUUGCCUGCCAUGUUGCAAACAACGAAUGUAGGAAACGCAGCAGCGCCUGCGGCCGUGGUGGCAGGAGGGGGGACUUCCAAGCAGGCUGCAGGACCCGUCGCUGGAGGAUGUGACGGGGACUACCAGGUCGUACAGCAUGAGGUUCUUUGCUCCCUGAAGAAUAAAUACGAAGUGCUGGAUUUCUUGGGACGCGGCACGUUUGGACAGGUGGUAAAGUGCUGGAAAAGAGGCACGGGCGAGGUCGUGGCAGUAAAGAUCCUGAAGAACCAUCCUUCAUACGCCCGACAAGGUCAAAUCGAAGUCGGCAUCCUCGCUCGUCUGAGCGGGGAGAACGCAGACGAACACAACCUGGUGCGAGCCUUUGAAUGCUUCCAACACCGCAGCCACACCUGCCUUGUGUUUGAGAUGCUCGAGCAGAACCUGUACGAUUUCCUCAAGCAGAAUAAGUUCAGCCCGCUGCCCUUGAAAGUGAUCAGACCUGUGCUGCAGCAGGUGGCCACGGCUCUGAAGAAGUUGAAGAGUAUGGGUCUGAUUCAUGCAGACCUCAAACCUGAGAACAUUAUGCUGGUGGAUCCGGUGAGGCAACCCUACAGGGUGAAGGUGAUAGACUUUGGCUCGGCCAGCCACGUGUCCAAAGCAGUAUGCUCCACGUACCUCCAAUCUCGGUACUAUAGGGCUCCAGAAAUUAUUUUGGGAUUGCCAUUUUGUGAAGCCAUAGACAUGUGGUCCCUAGGCUGUGUGAUAGCUGAGCUUUUCCUGGGCUGGCCCCUUUACCCUGGGGCCUUGGAGUAUGACCAGAUUCGCUACAUUUCUCAGACGCAAGGUUUGCCUGGAGACCAUUUACUGAAUGCAGGGACAAAGACGACACGUUUCUUUUGCAGAGAGUCAGAUUCGCCUUAUGCAGUCUGGAGAAUAAAGUCUACAGAAGAGCAUGAGGCUGAGACGGGGAUGAAAUCAAAGGAAGCGAGGAAGUACAUCUUCAGUUGUUUGGAUGACAUAGUGCAUGUGAACCUGGUGAUGAAUCUAGAAGGCAGCGAUUUACUCGCAGAGAAAGCAGACCGCCAGGAGUUUGUGAGUCUGCUGAAGAAAAUGUUGCUCAUCGAUGCAGAGGAGAGGAUCGCCCCCGCUGAAGCUCUCAGUCACCCCUUUGUGACAAUGCAACAUUUGCUCGACUUCCCUCAUAGCAACCAUGUCAAAUCGUGUUUCCACAUCAUGGAUAUCUGCUCAACCCGCCCCAGUACGUAUGAGGUAGCGAACAGGAGUAAGGGACCCUUCGUUCGACCCGGGGCCCCAACUGCUGCAGCCACAGUUAACCACCCCUUCAACAAAAUGACUGUUGUCCACCCUCAAGCAUUAGCACCAUCUGCCCCCUCAGUGUUGCACCCUGGAAUAUCAUUACAGCCAGGAAGUGGACAAUUUGGAGGCAACGAUUCAUUUCAACAGGCACUCAUCUUAUGUCCACCCACUAUUCAAGGAAUACCCACCAACACUGUGAAACCAGCUGGCUACUCUGUUCGAAUGGAGGCCUCCGUUCCUCUGGUCACUCAAGCACCCCCAAUCCAGCCCAUCCAAAUCAGACCAGGAGUUAUCACGCAGGCCUGGUCGAGCCGAGCCCAGCAGAUUUUGGUGCCCACUUGGCAGCAAGUGACAUCAGUCCCCCCACCGCCAACGACUUUGGCCUCUGACACAGUGGCGGGGCCACCAAGAGUGGGUGACUGGGGGAAAGUGCAUCCCCAUGGUAACCAUUACAGCUCAAUGAUUGCCCACCCUCAGCCGUUCUUAACCAACCAAAUGACCAUGCCCGCCCACCAGCCAAUAAACAUCGGCAUUGCGCAUGUGGUGUGGCCACAGCCAGCUGCCAACAAGCGAGCAAAGCCGUGUACCAACAGAGGCAGCAGCUUUUCCCAAAACACAAACAACCCAAAUUUACCAUGCCAGUCCCCAAAGAUGGCUGAUACAGCAAAGAAUGUGGAAGAGGCCGCAGGGGAAGAAGCAAGAUGCCCUGAAGAGAGGCAUGCUGUUAUACACGAGCAAGAAACGGAGCAGGCAGAAGAAGAUGAUGACGACAACUGCUGCAAAGUAGAGCCGGACUGCCAGGACCUUUCGGUUUCGCAAGAGCAGCUAACAAGCCCGUCUGUCAGCGUCAUCAGCAUCAGUAGUGAUGAAGAGGAGGCCGCACAAAGGCACUCAAUGGGCGAAUGUAAAGGAAGUGCAGAUUGCGAGGCAUGUCAGAGCACCGUUAGUAUGGAGAGAGUGUGUUCCCUCAGCAGCCCCGACAGCACGCUCAGCACCAGCUCUUCAGCCUCCGUGCAGUCCAGCACGUCACCCUGUAAACAUCCCAACAGCAUGUCCGAUGACGAACAGGAAAGUGGGUGCGACACAGUGGACAUUUCACCCGCCUCCAACGGCAAUAACACCAGUCCCUACCCCCAGCGGCGUUACAUUGCCAACAGCAAUCAAAACUGCAAGCCUCGUGUUACAUGCGUUGCCCUGGAAACUCAGCCCAGCAAGCCGGCCGUGCGUACGGCCGCCGUGCCUCCGAUGAGAGUACAGAACAAUAACACUGGUGUCGGUGAAGCACCUGGCAGCACAGGUCACAUGGCCUGGGAUUACGUCAUCUUAGUCGACCACAGAGGUUCUCCCAGUUCUGGAGUCUUCAUACCAGUCCAAAGGGAGAGGCCCUUCUGGGUGGCAUCAUCACCACUCCACUCCUCUGCUCAACAGUUCCCAAAAGAUCACCCCUUCAUUCCAGCCCCAGCAGCAGCAACCCUUAGCCUUUGGGCAGGUCCAGCAUUUCACUUCCUGCCACCAGGAAUGGAACGGCAACUUUGCCCACCGCAGACCGCAGGCCUUCAUCCCCCCCACCAUACAUGGGCCCGCGUUCACCCUGUCCCACAGCAGCCCGAACCACUCUGCGGGCCAUCCUCACCUUGGGGGACACCCGCACUCCCAACCCACCUUGUUGUCCUACCCCCCUCCUGGCCCUCUGGUCACGGCCGCGCCCGUGGCCCACCUCUUGGCCUCCCCUGGCGCCUCGCGUCCCGUCCUUCAGCCCGCUUACAGCAUCUCUCACCCAGCGGGCAUCGUGCAUCAGGUCACAGUGGGCAUCAACCCGCGGCUUUUGCCCUCCCCAACCUUGCAUCCCCAAGGCCAAUUCAAGCCCCUCUUCCCCCCGCAUUCUUACAUUGCCUCGCCGGCCUACGCCAGUUUCCCACUCAGUCCCACCAAAAUAAACCAGUACCCCUACAUCUGAGCAUAGGUGCCCAGGUACUCUUCUCACUACCCGAGGGCUAAAGGCGCCGGGCGAAUUCUGUCUUAAACCACGAGCAACAUGGUUUUUCAUUUCCAAAAACCAUGGCACAACCACAGAGAAAACAAGCUAUUUUUUGAAUCAUGUCAACUUGGGUGUAAUUGAACUUCAAGCUUUAAAAAAAGGAAAAAAAAAAAGGAACGAUGUCUGAGAUUUGGGCAAAAAUUCUGAAGGAAAUAAUGUAUGAAUGAUUGAAUGAAUGAGUCGUUAAAGUCACACUUAAUGUGUUUUGCACAUUUGAUAUACCUUUGCAUUGGAUCUUCUACGAAUACUCCUCAAAACAGGUAAAUAAUUGGGGUGGUGUUGAAUAGUUUGACGUUGCACCCCCGACCCCAGCUAUUUUUCUAUAUUGCCUUCUUACAUGAGCAAGACACAUUCACAUUUGUAAAGCCAUCCCAGUCUCUAGCUCUAGAUUGCCAGAUGUCGUCUACAGUGUCUAUUGUACCUUGUUCCGAGUAUUUGUACUUUUCCAGUGUCUUUCGGUGUUCGCAAUGUCAAAAGUCAACUAAGCGAUUUUAAAUAGGGUCGUUCCUCACGCUGCAUGUGGUCUUGCAUGAGCAAAAGUGUAAAUUGAACGAUGCGUUGAUGUUGCUCUUAUCGUUUGUGUGACAAGACUCGCUGCAUUGUAUAACUGUCCCCAGCCAUAGUGCCUUACAUAUUGUUCAUGUUAGUACUUAUAUAUGACUAUAUACAAGACUAUUAAUGUACUGGACUGCAGCACUUGAAAUUCCAAUCACUCGAUGCAACCUAUGUGUGAGUAUAUACAUAUACAAUUACGCGAUGCAUCAUGUGUGUUUAUAUAUAUAUAUAUAUAUAUGCGUGCACACAUAGGCUGCAUGGAUGUGAUGUAUCGCGGAUAGCGGUGCGCUUAUACUUUGGUGUAUAUUUUAGUGCGUCGUAAUUUCCUUUUCCCUUCAUGCAAGUUAAACGGCAUGCUUUGCGGUUGCGAAUGCGUUGCUGUUUAAGGAGAAAAAGCAACUUUAGUUUUGUCCAAAUGAACUAGUGUACAACGUGCAAGUACUGAGUAUUGCUUCAUAAUCACUUUCUAUUUAGUGAAACCUUUAUUACUAACAGUUGUUUGUACUGUUGGACGAAACUGCAAUACAAUCUCAAUAGUCGCCUUUCCCUCCACACUCGUCGACGUAUUUUCAUUUCACUUUGUUUCUUCGAUGUUAAGAGGUGUGUGGGCAUGGCUUUGACUAGGUAAGGAAAACAAUGCAAAUGAAUUCACGGUAUGGAUUUUUCCAAGCCUGAGCAAACCAUGCAGUAUUCGAUAUACACACAUAUAUGGACGUAUAUUGUAGAGCUACAGUAUUUAGUACCAAUGCUUGAUGAGGUGUGAGUUAAUUGUGUGCAAUUCUCUCAUUUAUGCAUGUGUGACAAAGGUAACUUUUUCCCUUUACAUUUCUUGAUGGCUAAAGGCUUCGCAGUGUCGACUGCUUCUUUUAAACAUUCCGUCAGGGAGGCUAUAUAUACAUAUAUAAAUAUAUACGGUGGGAGCAGGUGUCACCAGUUUAUAUAGCAUAUAUCUAUAUAUACACGUAGAUCAUGUGUGUGUUUUUUCAGUUUCGUUUCUUAGUUACGCGUGUAUUAUUUGUCUUUGAUUUCAAAUGAAGUUGCUUGGCAGCACCAAAGACUGUAAUUCAUUUCCUUGCGUAAACCUCACUUGGAGUAUAGUCGUAGAAUGGGGUCGAUUAAAAAGAAAAAGAAAGAAACAAACAUAUUUAAAAACGGCCGAGGUUUUGUCUAGCUUAUUGGGCAAUUAAUAAGUCGUAUCAUUUCUUUCUUGAAUGUAUCGUAGAUCAGCUGCUAAAUGAUUGCCACUUCCAUAGUUGUGAAAUUAGGUGAUUUCUCUGAGUUUGAGCCUGGCGUCGCAAAUUGUGCGUGUGUGCGCGUGUGUGUGUCUGUGUCUGUGUAGGUCCCUAAUGAUCUAAUAUAGAAGUGGUUUUGAUUUGUUUGUUUUUUCAUGUUUCUAUUUGAAGUGUCAUUAUAACUACUGUAUUGCUGAUAACGAACGCUAGUUGCAUUUGUUGUUUCUCGGGGUGUGCGUGCGUGUUUAUGCAUCAGUAUUUUAUCCUUUUCGACCUAUCCUUCGAGGCUCAUCACAACAUAUAGAUGAUGUGUAUCGAUGUAUAACUUAAUUUUUGUAUGUUUUCAUAUUGACGUUUCGUACUCAUUUAAAAAAAAAAAACGUAGCUUGCAGUAUCAAUGUAACUCGUACGUUAACAAUAUUCUCCCAGUGCAACGGCAUUGUGCAUGUGAAAACGAUCUUUUAUUUACACUCACCAUAAAGGAAGGCGGAUUAGAAUACUUACCCACAAAUGAUUUUCAUCGCCCAAGAUGUUUGAAUUGAUUUGAUCUAGUAUUUAUUGUUAGAAUGUUUUUAUCUGUUCAAUGUUAUAAGAAUAUCAGCUUUGCCUUGCGUUGUGAUCGCUGCACUGCUCGUCUCAGUGUUUUUAAUUGGAAAGCCGCCGUUGUCGUGUGGCCCUUACUGAAACUGAAGCAGUGUGAGCAGCACUGUGUAUGUGCCUUGAGAUUCUGAACAUUCGAGAUGCAUAUUGAAGGAGGAAGGCCUAGAAUCCAUUCAAUCCGUCAAUACGCUAUACGGACAAGUACUGGGACACAUGCAAGAGGUAAUUAUUAUUCACGAGCCUCCUAUACAGAGAAACCAUACAAAAUGGCCUUGAGCUGUAGCUCAAGUUUUUUUUUUUUAAUUGAAUACUUUAAAAACAUGUAGAUGAAAGACUCACUUCUCAUGUGUUUUUUUAAGACUUGUUUUGAAAAAUGGACGGCAAAGCAGCUCGUCUAUUGUGCACAUGGAGGUCAUUCUCACACUUUUGGCGUCAAAACUCAUUCGUGAGACUGAUGAACAAAAAUUUAAAUUAAAAAAAAUAAUAACAAAUUCAAAGGUACUAUUAAGUGGCUGGUGGGAAGCUGGACUAAGAGUUGUAUGCUCCUUCAAGUGUUCCAGUUAACAGGCUAGUGCAUGUGUUUUAAACCAACUGGAAAUGAUUGAUAGCGAGCUGGCUGACUCCAAAGUAACCUGUUACGCCAAUUUUGAGGCCUGUUGAAGGCAGCCUCUUGGGAAAGUUGACUUCAGCACGCGGUGUGUUGAGUGAUUGACGAGGUUCAGGUCAGGCCUCUGGCAUUGUUCCAAACUCACCCAGCCAUGCCUCUCUCAUUAUCAUGCAUUGCUUGCAGAAAGAGACACAUUCAUUACUACUAUAUAUGAAGUCAAGUUUAUUUAUAUAGCCCUAAAUCACAAACAAGUCUCAAAGGGCUUCACAUGUGCAAAAAUUGACAAUUAUUCUCAACAUCAAUGAGCUGUCUCAAUGUGAUGAAUUAACAGUCAGAGGGAACUUUUUCCUCCACCCUGAUUGAUGACAUUUUUAGGAGCUAUGUCCCAAGACUUUUCCGUAUACAUGAGUGUUCAAAGUGGCUUACGUAAAAAACAAAACAAGAUAAGACUUCAUCCUGUUCGCCUCUGAUCAGCUUGUAGAAAACCAAUAGAGGACCAUGCAUAGUGGUGGAUUGUACCAAUAUAACACUUCAUAAUAACGAUAACCAUGAGCAUCAUGUCGCCCUUCUUUGGAUUGUCACUGGCUUGAAACAGCAGAUGCAAUACUUUAAACAUUGUUGCCGUCAUUGCACCACACAAGUGUUCUUAGAUGAUACGUACUUUACAUGACCUUGCAUGUGCGUCGCUUUGUUUUCGUCAAGCACCCAGAGCUCAUUUGGUAACACUGGCUUUGAAGAAUCACAAACUCCUCUACUUGCAUGUUGAGUUUUCUCUCUUCUUUGUUCAUUAUAAGGAGAUUUAUUCUUGUGGAUUCCUGGAUCGCUCACAGGCGCGAUACGUUUCAACACUGAUAUGGUUGUAUGCUUUUUAUUUGUUAGUGAUUAUAAUGGUGAUAUCAUUUUGGACAAGAAAGCUUUUGACGGCAAGACAUGAACUUGACAGAUGAUUACUGCUUAAAAAAAAGUUUGCCAAUAAUGCGCAUGGGAAAUGUAAUCGGUGUUGUGGUUCCUCCCAAAGUAUUCACCAGCAAUGCGACGCAAGAGGAGAUGCAACCUAAUGUUUUGAAUUCCACCCAUCACCUUGCUUUACAGAAAUUUUUGUUUUCAUUUGGAGGGUUUUUGUGUAACAUUUAACAGAUAAAAAAGUUUGUAAACUAUUAUUGUAAUGAUUUUAUGACACACACAAAAAAUCCUCUGCUGCGGUUUUAUCCUUUAGAUUUGUUAAUUCAGGGUUGGUAUUAGUCUCAAUGUGCUACUGUGUUACAGUUUGAUUUGUUUUGCUUUAUUUUGGGUUUAGCUUGUGUUCAUCUCUUUAUGCAGAGUUAAUUCAUGCUGCAAGUUAUGAAAUUAUCUGUCUAGAUGGCUCAUCAAAUACACUUGAUUAUAAAAUUGGAGCUAUUACUGUUUAAAAACCUGUAGACUAUUUUGUGGCUUUGGUGUGUGUUUUUUUGUUGCCAUUUGUUUGAUUUGCUUUUUUAAUUUGUCUGUGCUACACUAGUUUGCCAUGUAGCAAUUGCACUGUGCAAUAUUUACAGUAUGAGGACUGGGAAACUAACUAUGGAUGUGAUGUCUCUUUACAGUUUGCGUUAGUGUUUCCUCUCUAGUUCUCAGUGAUUUAGGUGUGACCAAGCCUUCUCUACUUAGUCACAUUAAGCGGGUUUUCCAGGUGACUCUUUUGGUGAGUGUCGAAGUAAGACUUAUAAAUGGUGUAUUAUUGUUAUUAAGAUUCACUUUGAAUUAAAAAAAAUCUAUUGACGCCGUU
This is a messenger RNA of Syngnathus typhle (broad-nosed pipefish), 9364 nucleotides long. RefSeq names its product homeodomain interacting protein kinase 3b (gene hipk3b). Gene Ontology annotation, biological process: peptidyl-threonine phosphorylation; peptidyl-serine phosphorylation. The transcript has 17 exons. Gene Ontology annotation, cellular component: cytoplasm; PML body; nucleus. The record is from RefSeq and is a predicted model, not a curated record. NCBI's taxonomy places the organism in Eukaryota, Metazoa, Chordata, Actinopteri, Syngnathiformes, Syngnathidae. The coding region runs from base 609 to 4568 and encodes 1319 amino acids. Gene Ontology annotation, molecular function: ATP binding; protein tyrosine kinase activity; protein serine/threonine kinase activity.